This is a messenger RNA of Cladophialophora immunda, 4546 nucleotides long. RefSeq lists its product as uncharacterized. The record is from RefSeq and is a predicted model, not a curated record. Gene Ontology annotation, cellular component: membrane. The transcript is spliced from 3 exons. Gene Ontology annotation, biological process: arachidonate metabolic process. Lineage: Eukaryota; Fungi; Ascomycota; Eurotiomycetes; Chaetothyriales; Herpotrichiellaceae. Bases 399 to 4226 code for a protein of 1275 amino acids.
AUGAUGGAGCCUGGUUUUUCAGCCAGCCACGGACCGUCCAACGCAGCCAGAAUCAAGGGUCAAAACCUGUUUGCAGAGGGCAACCUUUUCGAAUAUGCUGGUUCGCGACCCAGCCCAGGUUCGUGUCCUGGGCCCUGGCAUUGGCAUUGGCAGAGGCGCAGUGGUGAUCAUUUCUUGCUGCCUGCCGCCUGAUGGUCGACAGGAAUGAGGCUGAGGCUUGGGAGUGUGACUAUGGCCCGUCCCGUUUGCCUCAGUCACGGCCCAUGGCGAAGCAUUCACACCCUAUUGAAUGCCAUGUCCCCAUGGAAUGGGCAGGUUUACCACUUCAGCAUCAAUCGUCAAUUGCUCUACAAGCUUAGAGUGAGGCUCCUUCGUCUAUUAUCCCCUCAAGGUCCAUAAUGGCACGGCCCUUUGAAGAUCGGCACAAUAAGCUUCCAGAAGAUCAGGCUGAGAGACCGCCAUCUCGGGAUGUCAUAGCAGGAUGCAAGUGUCAUUGUGGCAAAUCGAUUCCCUGGAAAUGGGCAGCUCGAUGCUCCAAGAGCAGACAAUGCUCGGACUACUACUCUGUCCACUGCCACAAAGACGACUGCAAUCUUAAGGAAUGCAGAUUCCACGGCCAUUGCUGGGAUGGCCACCUCCCCAAGAGCUCCAGGCUAGCAGCGGCGCAUGUCCCAGUCGGGCUGACAGUCCAUCAUUUCUUCGUCAAGGACAUCAUUCAUUCGGAGGAUGAAAAGGAAACACUGAGGCAACUGCAUGAACAAAAUGCAGCAACGCGAUGGUUCAACAUCCGCCACCGGAACUCCCAGCCCGUCCUCUACGUCUACGAUAGAUUCGGUCCUCUAUGCGAACCGACUACUGACUCAACUUCUUCGGCCGCUGCAACGUUUCCAACGUUUGUGUCUUUCAUCGGCAAGUCGGGUGUUGGAAAGUCCACGCUAGUGAGGGCAAUGCUGCUGCUGGGAAAUCUCAAUGUACAACAAAUCAAAGACGAUGACAUUUACAAUCUUUCGACGAACCAGACCCGAUGGGAGACUUUGAACGCAGCCAUCUCUUCGCAACAGGAGAUGCCAGUCACCAGAUCGGGUCAUGUCGACCAUGCAGCAGACCCAACGACAUUUGGGGUCCAUCUCUACAAGGACGGCGCGAACUUACAAACGCCGCAGCCAGACGCCAAUAGCUUCACCUUGUUCGCCGACUGCGAAGGGUUCUUCGCUGGCGCUGCCCAAACCAAUGCGGAACGCUUUACCACCGAUCAAAGCCGAACAUCGGCCAACGACGAUGCUACGGAGGCAAAUGUGUUGUACAAGGCGCCAGUGACCGCAGGUAGUUACGCGCGCCAUGGACAGCAAGGCGCCGAACUGUUCUAUGCCAGGUUCCUCUACGCCGUCAGCGAUGUCGUGGUCUUUGUGACCAACGAGGAUCAGAACAUCACAUUCUUGCUCGUGAGAGCGCUCGAGUGGGCAGCGACAGCCGUCAUGCACUCUGUCAACUACCCUUCACGCAAGACUCUCAUCAUUGUGCGCAAUGGGGCCCUUGGCCACAGCCAGCAACUGGUCGACAAUGAGUUGCUCGAGAGGCUGUACCUGGAGCGCCAGGCCUUUCUUUGGAAGGCGUCGCCCAUCCUCCAGGAAUUUGUGAACGACUACAACAGCAAGCAGGACGGAUUCAGCAAGCACAUUUACCAGAACCGCGACCUCUACGAUGCAUUGUAUGAUCGAAUCAUUUGCUGCUGCAUACCCCACGUCAACGAUAUUGACGAGUACGGGGACGAGACCAUGUUCUCCCAGUACCUGAAGCUGCGGACGCAGAUCGAUGACGCCUCGCAACGAGCAAUCAAGAUGCGUUCCAAGGGGUGGAUGAAGUACAACGUUUCUUCCCUCUCCCAGAUCCUCUUCUCGGCCUUCGAACACUUUCGCACCAGCGACGGAGCAUUCAAUUUCAACGAGGUUGCGCGGAUCAGCAAGCCCAACCCCCAAUCAUUCUCUGACCACAUUGCCAAUUUCCUCCGACUGGCAUUCGAGUCACCGCCUUCGGUCAAGAUCAGGGCAAUGAUACCCGAUAUUAUAGGUCUGAACCUUGUUGUCUGGUCCAUGAGGCAUCUCAUCCAUGUGGUGGACCCAGCAAGCCUUUUUGACAGAGUGAACAACGGUGAUAAGGAGCAGUUUUCACUAGCACACCACUGUCAGUGCGCCAUACAAGAGUACCGAGAAAAGUACCAACCAUGUGGAUACAAGUUCUCGGAGAACGACCUUUGCGCCAAUGGCCCGGCAACUGCCCACCAACGCCUUCAUCUGUCGACCUCCAAGAAGAGGGCCGACGGGGAAUUCGUCCCGAGGCAUGGGCUGGACGCAAACUUGGUGAGUCUGAUUCGAGAUAGGUUCUUGGAGCAUUAUGAGAACCUCGUGAGCGACGACAGGACCGGACACCGGUCGAUGACCAAGCCCGCGGCAAGCAAGAUCACCAGAGUACGACAAGCUGUCAUGCAAAAGUACUGUAAGCAAUGGACUCCCAUGACCAGCAACAUCACCUGUCUGGCUUGUUUGCAGGCAGUCCCCGAAAAUGUACUGCAUUGUGGGCACGGAUACUGUGUGCAGUGCGUUCGAGAGCUGGGACGGGCGUCGGAGAGCUUCGAGUCAGCCUGGACCUUCGAGGUCUGUCCGCUCUGCAGCGCGCGGAUGGGCGACAACUAUUCCCAUUUGAUCAGGGAAAGACCACGGUGCGCUGGUGCUCGCAUCCUGACCCUGGACGGAGGCGGGAUCCGGGGCAUCAUUGAGCUUGCCAUCAUCCAGGAGAUGGAGAAGCGGCUGGGCCUGAAGAUCCCCUUCCGCGACUACUUUGAUCUUGUCGUCGGAACUAGCACAGGUGGAAUUAUUGCACUCGCUCUGGCGAUGGGCGACAAAGACGCAAACACACAGACCAGCAAAAUGACCAACGCCUUCAAGGACUUUGCGUCCUCGACCUUCGCCCACCCCCAGGCCGGCAGCUUACUGACGAGAAUCGGUCUCGGCCACUUUGUGACGAGCGUGGUCAUGUCGUUUGGCUUGUAUCAGGCCCUAUUUGACUCGGCGCCGCUGGAGCGCGGACUGAAGGACUUCUUCGGCGCGCAGACCAGUCUCUUUGGGUCGGCCCGGACUCGCCAUCACCAAUGCUCGACCCGAGUGGCGGUGGUGGCCACCAAAGAGUUUGGGAAACGGGCCCAUCUCAUCACCAGCUACAACCGACCCCAGCUGGUGGCGAGCGGCGAUUUCGAGCGCGAGGACGACGAGAGCAAAGGGAUGCGGAUCUGGGAGGCCGGGCUCGCCACGGCGGCGGCGCCGUUCUACCUGGCCCCGUUCAAGAAGGCCGAGACGGGGACGCUGUACUUCGACGGCGCGCUGCACAUGAACUGUCCGGCCCCCGGGGCCGUGGAGGAGAUGCGGAAGCUGUGGCCCGAGCACACGCCCUCGCUCGACGUCCUGGUCUCGAUCGGCACGGGCAUCCAGGACUCAGAGGUCAAGAUCCCCCGGGCCAUCCGCAUCGGCGGCUUCGAGGAGAUCUGCCGGACCUUCCACCGCAAGCUGGACUCGGAGCACCAGUGGCAGGAGUUCGUCGCCGGCGCCGCGACCGACGGGAUCCGCGACCGCCUGCACCGGCUCAACCCCCCGAUCGACGAGAACCUGCAGAAGGUCACGCUGUGGCAGUGGAACAAGAUGGCCCGGCUGGAGGAGAUGGUGCGGCGGCAGAUGCGCGAGGCUGAGUGGGAGGCCCGCGUCGACGACGCCGCCCACGCCCUGCUGGCCAGCCUGUUCUACUUCGAGCCGGCGCACGCCGACCACGCGCCCUGGACGUCCAACAGCCUGACGCACCCGGGCACGCGGCACGUCCACGGGGCCUCUGAGAUCCAUGGCACAGUCCGCUCGCGCCUGCGCCACGGGAGCACCGAGCUGGCCCGGCUCCUCGCCCGCGUCCAGGGCCUCGCGUACACGACGCUCGCCAUGUCGCGCGCCCCCGCGGCGGCGCUCCUGCAGCACGAUCCCUGGACCGAGAUCGCCGCCUUCCACCCCGUCAAGGACAAGGUCGUCGCGUCGGGCCACCGGUUCCGCGUCCCUGUCCGGCUGGAGGAGGCGUCCGAGUCCAAGCUGCUGGUCCUGGCGGUGCGGCUCACGGACUGCGCCGCGCCGCUCCCCAUCAGCGGCUUUCCGACCCUGCUGCACGACUUGCAUCUCAAGGCCAAAUCGUGGGAUUGAUCAGCUGGUGUGAUUCCUCCUCGAUAGGAUAGUAGUCGUGGUGAGACGGAACGAGCUGUGCUGUGCUGCACGGAGUACUGGGCUCGGAUCCCUUUGGAGUCUGGGAGAAACUUAGCUAGGCAAUAAAUAGCCGACUGCCCGAAAGGUACGAGCACCACAUCUUCUCUGUGAAGUGCACGGAUCGUGAGAGAAUGUACUCGGUAUGAACGAAUGCAAAGCGUCCGCGGCGUCAGCAAAGAGGUGAAAACAGAGAUUAGAACUGAGAAAAGAACGACCAAAAUCCGUCUUGGGGGAGAAUCGUUCAUGAAGGAGAGAGAGAG